CAAGGUGCCAACACUUUAAUAGUUACUUUAAUUGCUGCAACAGAGUCUGCAGGUUGAUUCAACAUUGCCUGACCUGAAAGAGAUUAUGAGUUCAUUUGACCUGCAAACGCAGUCACCCCCUCGAUGCAGUCCCCAGUUCCCCAGCAUCGGUCAGGAGCCCCCAGAGUUGAACAUCUUCUGUGAAAACUUCUUCCACCAGCAGAACGCCCAGCGGCCGUCCAACUAUGACAUCGAGGAUUACGGCUCAUCCAGCAACCCCUACCUCUGGCUGAACGGGCCCCCCAUGAACCCCUCGUCAUACUUGCCCGGAUCCAACGGCAGCCCCUUCAUCCCGCAGUCCUACGGGAUGCCCAGGCAGUUCAUCCCCAACAGCGGCAGCCUGGGGGGCUCGGACCUGGGCUGGCUCUCCAUCCCCAACCAGGAGGAGCUGCUGAAGCUGGUGAGGCCUCCAUACUCCUACUCGGCUCUGAUCGCCAUGGCGAUCCACGGAGCGCCGGACAAGAGGCUGACCCUCAGCCAAAUCUAUCAGUAUGUGGCUGACAACUUCCCCUUCUACAACAAGAGUAAAGCCGGCUGGCAGAACUCCAUCCGGCACAAUCUCUCCCUCAACGACUGCUUCAAGAAAGUACCCAGAGAUGAGGAUGACCCAGGGAAGGGAAACUACUGGACCCUGGAUCCCAACUGCGAGAAAAUGUUUGACAACGGAAACUUCCGGCGCAAGAGGAAGAGGAAGUCCGACCCCAACGCCUCCACCGCCGGUCUCGGAGCCGAGAAAUCGGAUGACGGCCCCCACAAGGCCCCCCUGAGUCCCGGAAUCCCGGACCCCUCCUCCGCCCGGACAGGCACGUCUCCAGACAAGAAGUCUCCGGCUCCCGUCUCGGCUCCCUGCCUCAGCAACUUCAUUUCCAGCAUGUCCACAUACAACAACCCGCCAGGCGGGAGGCAGGCUCCUCUCGGACUGGUCAGUGACACUUCCCAGAGAAUGGGGCAGGGCAUGAUGGGGUUCAGCUCCUACCCACCCUCCGGCAACAUCCUGGGCCAGUCCGGCUCGGAAUGGAGCGACCCGGGAACGUCAAACCAUUACGGUUACUCAUCAGUCCUGAACCAGUUCAACAAUCACUUCUACAACAGCCUCAACGCCAACAGCCUGUUGUACCCCAGGGAAGGUACAGAAGUGUGAGUGGAAGAUGUGCACAAUGAAGGAUUGAUGUGAAAAAUUAAUAAUUACGGCAACAGAAAAAAAAAUCCAUUUGAUGCUAAGUAGUUUAUUUAUGAGAAAACAUUUCGUGAGCAUUGUAUUCCAGUAUUUUAACUCUAUAAUUGGUUUAAGAGGAUACUUGUGUCACUUAAAACCAAUCAUCUUGAAGCUUGGGGAGAAUAGGUAUAUAUUGUGGUGUCUCAGGAGACUCUAUAAAGUUUGGACUGAGGUUCCGAUUAACUAACACAAACGUUAAUGAGACCAGGAGGCACAGGAGCAGAGCAGCCUAUUGACUUUGUCCCACCAUUCAAUGAGAUCAUGAUAAUCCUCAACUCCAUUUCCUUGCCUUUACCCCUUUCUGAACAGAAACCUGUCUAUUCUUGAGUAGACUUCACAGCCCUCUGCGGUGAAGAAUUAAUGGAGCCUUUCCAAACCUGUGGGCCCACAAUAUUCAAGCAGAGCCCCUGACCAUCGGAGUAGGAGUUGGGAUGGGAUUUGAGGGUUACAUUUCCCAGGCCGAACAGGCCUCCCUUGGACACUGGGUCAAAGUUCACAGGCCACUUUAAACCAACACUUUCUGAACCCAUCCCAACAAGGUAGCCUCAGAUGGGGUGGCACUAUGGCUCAGUAGUUAGCACUGCUGCCUCACAGCACCAGGGAGCCAGGUUCGAUUCCAGCCUCGGGUGACUGUCUGUGUGGAGUUUGCACAUUCCCUCUGUGUCUGUAUGGGUUUCCACAGGGUCCUCCGGUUUCCUCCCACAGUACAAAGAUGUGCAGGUUAGGGUGGAUUGGCCACGCUAAAUUGCCCGUAGAUUCCAGGGCUGUGCAGGUUAGGGUGGAUUGGCCGUGCUAAAUUGCCCGUAGAUUCCAGGGCUGUGCAGGUUAGGGUGGAUUGGCCGUGCUAAAUUGUCCCGUGGUGUCCAGGGCUGUGCAGGUUAGGGUGGAUUGGCCGUGCUAAAUUGCCCAGGGAUGUGUAGGUUAGGUGGAUUAGCAAUGAUAAGUGUGUGGUUGUGGGGAUAGGGUAGCGUGGUGGGUCUGAGUGCAUAUGUGAUGGACCAAUUGGCCUGCUUCCACACUGUAAGGACUCUAUAACUGGAAGAUUGAAGAAACUCCCACAGGCUGUAGGCUGCUCUGAGGUCUGACUUAGCGGCAGUCAGGUGAAAUAGGAUCUGCAGCAUAGGCAGGCACUUUCAAAAAUCAUCUUCAAUUGACCUCUGCCUCUGAACUGGGAAUGAGUGAAGCUCAUUCUCUACCCCCCCCCCCAGUCACUAUCCAGUAACUAUCUGUUAGAAAGCAUGCGGGCUUUGGCUGGUGACCAAGAAACAGGUUUCUCUCAGCGUGAUGAUCUUCAUGGUUGAUAAACCUGACAAGUUCUCUCCCUCCCUUUGCAACGAACGGGAAGAGUAGAAAGUCGUCAUAGUACAGGGUAGAGAGGAGAAGGGUACUGCUAAAGAUCCAGCAUUAUCAAUAAUUUCAUGCGUGCAUUUCCAUUCUGACAUUCAGUCUACAGCAGUUACUUGAACAGGAAGAUUUGAGUCAAUAUAAUAAUCGUCUAUUAUGUGUUGUAAGAUAUUUAAAGUGAGUUCAGUAGGUGUGACAGCUAAGUGGCAUCUAGUUGUUACAAAUUUCAAACAAUUGUCCAUGACUUUCAUCAAGCUGAUUACUGUGUUUCAUUGUGGUUUGUAAUUUGUACAUUUUUUUCUGACAUUCAUUUCUCCGCGUUGUAAAAGGUUACCUCAAAGGAAAAAGGGAUGUCAAUUCACAAUAAAAUUCUCUUGGAAAAGA
Molecule: messenger RNA, 2983 nt
Organism: Hemiscyllium ocellatum (epaulette shark)
Lineage: Eukaryota; Metazoa; Chordata; Chondrichthyes; Orectolobiformes; Hemiscylliidae
Product: forkhead box protein I1-ema-like
Exons: 2
Coding region: 86-1180 (364 amino acids)
Biological process (GO): anatomical structure morphogenesis; regulation of transcription by RNA polymerase II; cell differentiation
Molecular function (GO): RNA polymerase II cis-regulatory region sequence-specific DNA binding; DNA-binding transcription factor activity, RNA polymerase II-specific
Source: RefSeq, a predicted model, not a curated record